Molecule: messenger RNA, 2281 nt
Organism: Haemorhous mexicanus (house finch)
Lineage: Eukaryota; Metazoa; Chordata; Aves; Passeriformes; Fringillidae
Gene: PIN1
Product: peptidylprolyl cis/trans isomerase, NIMA-interacting 1
Exons: 5
Coding region: 45-530 (161 amino acids)
Cellular component (GO): cytosol; nucleus
Molecular function (GO): peptidyl-prolyl cis-trans isomerase activity; protein binding
Source: RefSeq, a predicted model, not a curated record
GCCGGUGUGGGCGGGCCGCACGCGGUGGGCAGAGGGAAGGGAAGAUGGCGGAGGAGGAGAAGCUGCCCGCGGGGUGGGAGAAGCGCAUGAGCCGCAGCUCCGGACGGGUGUACUACUUCAACCACCUGACGAACGCCAGCCAGUGGGGUCAAUCCAGUGGGAGCGGCCGAGCGGGGGGCGCGCGGGCGGAGCCGGGCCGCGUGCGCUGCUCGCACCUGCUGGUCAAGCACAACCAGUCGCGGCGGCCGAGCAGCUGGAGGCAGGAGCGCAUCACCCGCUCCAAGGAGGAGGCGCUGGAGCUCAUCAACGGUUACAUCCAGAAGAUCAAAUCAGGAGAGGAGGAUUUUGAGUCUUUGGCUUCGCAGUUCAGCGACUGCAGCUCGGCCAAGGCCGGAGGGGACCUGGGAGCAUUCGGGAGAGGGCAGAUGCAGAAGCCAUUCGAGGACGCCUCGUUCGCGCUGCGGGCCGGCGAGAUGAGCGGCCCCGUGUUCACGGAAUCCGGGAUCCACAUCAUCCUCCGCACCGAGUGAAGUGCCUUGGGAGGGCGGGGCCUCCUGGGAAUUCCGUGGGAACGGGCGGGAAUCCCUGGGAGCCCGGGGGAACCUGUGGGGAUCUGCAGGAAUCUGUGGAAGUCCUCAGGAAUCCAUGGGGAUUCAUGGGAACCCACAGGAAUUCAAGGAGAUCCUGGGGAAUCCGUGGAGAUCCGUUGGAAUCUGUAGAAAUCUGUUAACUCCACGGGAAGCCAUGGGAAUUCUCAGGAAUCCAUGGGAAUCCACAGGAAAUCCACGGGAAUCCUCAGGAAAUCCAUGGGAAUCUAUGGAGAUCUGUGGGAAUUCACAGGAAUUCAUGGAAGUUCAUGGAAAUCUAUGGGAGUCUAUGGAAACCCUCAGGAAUUCAUGGGAAUUCACAGAAAUCCUCAGGAAUUGAUGGGAAUCUAUGGAAAUCCUCAGGAAUUCAUGGAAGUCCAUGGGAAUCCUCAGGGAUCCACAGAAAAUCCAUGGGAAUCCACGGGAAUCCCGCCCCGCGCUCCCCACCACGAACUCCAGACCCCACAGCUCCUCCGGUGUUCCCUCCCGGGCGGGAGCGAAAACAGGGAAUUCCCAGGUUCUUUGGGAAUGUUGGGCCGGCCAGAGCCGGCUCCCAGCGGUCCCACGGUGGUGGCAGUGACAACGGCAACGGUGACGAUGGCCAGCAGUGACAGUGACAACAAGGACGGUGACAAUGACCAACGACAAUGACCAGUGAAGGCGACAGUGACCAUGGUCAACGGUGGUGACAGUGACCAUGACAGUAGUGGUGGUGAUGGGGACAAUGACCAGUGAAGGUGACAGUGACCAUGUCCAACAGUGACAAUGACCAUGUGCAACAGUGGUGACGAUGACCAUGGCCAACCAUGGUGACAGUGACCAUGACCAACAGUGGUGACAGUGACCACGACCAAUAGUGGUGACGAUGACCAUGACCAACAGUGACAAUGACCAGAAGGUGACAAUGACCAACGAUGGUGACCAUGACCAACAGUGGUGACAGUGACAAUGACCAGUGAAGGUGACAACGACCAACGAUGGUGACCAUGACUAUGACCAUGACCAACAGUGGUGACAGUGACAAUGACCAGUGAAGGUGACAAUGACCAAUGAUGAUGACAGUGACAAUGACCAGCCAUGGCAGUGGCCUACAAUGGUGACAGUGAUGAUGAUGAUGAUGACGUGAUGAUAAUGACACCAACGAUGACGCCACCGCCAAAGGUGCCGCGGCCAGUGCCAGGCCAGGCCCCUCCCCCACCCCCUGCAUGUUUAUUUAACUCAUUCCCGCUCUUUUCUCCCCAAAAACGCCCCCGAUCCAAAGGCUCCUCUUGAUUCAAGCCAUUAAUUAAUUAAUUACUCGUUAAUUAAUAGCAAAGAUGAGGCAGCUCCCGUGGUGUCCCUUCACAGCAUCCGUCCGGAUUAUCCCGGGAAUUUCCCGGCACCAUCGCUUGGACUUCCAAAAAACAGCUGCCGGAUUUUUGGGGUAGAUUCACAGGAAAUUGGGAAAAAGUGGCCGGAGUUCUGUUUUCCUGCCCUUUCGGGGCCACAGGUUUUCAGUUUGGGGUGAAGAAAAGUUGGAUUUGGGGAGGUUUUUUCCAAGAUUUUUCGGUUCUGUCGUUGUUUCUGCUUCGUUCAGUGGGAAAAAACCAGGAAAAAUCCCAAAAAUCCCAGCUUGGAUCCGUGCAAAAAUUCCCAAAAAAAAGCUGUAAAGCCCCAGCUCUUUUCCUGCAGAAAUAAAUCCCCCUCCAGUGGAA